Molecule: messenger RNA, 1189 nt
Organism: Numida meleagris (helmeted guineafowl)
Lineage: Eukaryota; Metazoa; Chordata; Aves; Galliformes; Numididae
Gene: SRR
Product: serine racemase
Exons: 6
Coding region: 549-1103 (184 amino acids)
Biological process (GO): pyruvate biosynthetic process; D-serine biosynthetic process; L-serine metabolic process
Molecular function (GO): magnesium ion binding; L-serine ammonia-lyase activity; serine racemase activity
Source: RefSeq, a predicted model, not a curated record
CGGUGCGGGCGGCCGACGUGGGAGCAGCCGUGGGGCGGCUGCGGGGCUGCGUGCACCGCACGCCCGUGCUCACGUGCGGGGCUCUGGAGCGGCUGGCCGGCCGCAGGCUGCUCUUCAAGUGCGAGCUCUUCCAGCGCACCGGUUCCUUUAAGGUGUGACGGGACGGUGCUGCCGGGGCUCCGGGGGGGGGGGCGCGGAUCCUACCGGCGUGUGUCGUUGCAGAUCCGCGGGGCGCUGAACGCGGUCAGGAGCCUGGUGGAGGAGGCAGAGAGGGCAGGGCGGGAGCGGCCCCGCGCCGUAGUGACGCACAGCAGCGGGAACCACGGGCAGGCACUCGCCUGUGCGGCCCGGGAGGAAGCGUGCAGUUCCUUCCCGCAACGCUCGCUGUCCCAACAGGGAUUCCUGCCUACAUCGUGGUGCCUCGCACAGCCCCGUGCUGUAAGCAAGCCGCCAUCCGUGCCUAUGGGGCCACGCUGGUGCCAUGCGAGCCCAGUGAUGAGUCCAGAGCAGAGACAGCUGCACGGGUGGUCCAGGAGACAGGAGGAAUCAUGGUGCACCCCAACCAGGAGCCAGCCGUGAUCGCAGGGCAGGGCACUAUUGCCCUGGAGGUGCUGGAGCAGGUGCCCGAGGUAAAUGCAUUGGUUGUUCCCGUUGGAGGCGGAGGAAUGAUUGCAGGAAUAGCUGUGGCCGUCAAGGCACUGAGACCAGAUGUGAAAGUGUUUGCUGCUGAACCCCGCAAUGCAGAUGACUGCUACCAGUCCAAGCUGAGAGGGGAACUGACCCCCAACCGACACACCCCCGACACCAUUGCUGAUGCAGUUAAAACCAGCAUCGGAGAAAACACGUGGCCCAUCAUUAGGGAUUUGGUCGACGAUGUUCUGACCGUCUCAGAGGAAGAAAUCAAGCGAGCCACACGGCUGGUGUGGGAAAGGAUGAAGCUGCUGAUUGAGCCAACAGCGGGUGUGGGAGUUGCAGCCGUGCUCUCAGAGCAGUUCCAGGCAGUCCCCCGGGAGGUGGAGAAUGUUUGCAUCGUGCUGUGUGGAGGAAACGUGGACCUGAGCUCCCUGACCUGGCUCACAGACCUCCCUGGGGAUGGAGACUGAGAACAGAGCGGCAUAUCAAGUGGCGGGAACCUGGCUUUGAAUUUGUACAGUUGGGUCUGUAUGCUACAAAAACCAGAUGAACAACC